Messenger RNA from Chelmon rostratus (copperband butterflyfish), 1112 nucleotides. It is a transcript of the gene opn8a, whose product is annotated as opsin 8, group member a. Lineage: Eukaryota; Metazoa; Chordata; Actinopteri; Chaetodontiformes; Chaetodontidae. Bases 27 to 1112 code for a protein of 361 amino acids. The record is from RefSeq and is a predicted model, not a curated record. Gene Ontology annotation, cellular component: membrane. The transcript is spliced from 4 exons. Gene Ontology annotation, biological process: G protein-coupled receptor signaling pathway. Gene Ontology annotation, molecular function: G protein-coupled receptor activity.
UGCUUUUAACCACUGACUGGACAAACAUGGAUGAUAAAUACACGUCCAAGCUGUCCCCGACUGUUGAUUUCUGGGCAGGGAUAUACCUUGUCAUAGUUGCUAUCCUGUCUGUCUUGGGGAAUGCCGCAGUCCUGGUCAGCGCAGCUCGUCGCCUCCCCCUGCUCAAAGCUCCCGAGCUGCUGACUGUGAACUUGGCCAUAACGGACAUCGGCAUGGCCCUCAGCAUGUAUCCUCUGUCCAUCGCUUCAGCUUUUAACCACGCCUGGAUUGGGGGUGACAUAUCUUGCCUCUACUACGGCCUGAUGGGCAUGAUCUUCAGCAUAACCAGCAUCAUGACUCUAGCUGUGAUGGGGAUGGUCAGGUACCUGGUAACAGGAAAUCCCCCCAAGACAGGUAUCAAGUUCCAGAGGAGAACUAUCAGCAUUGUGAUCAGUGCGAUCUGGCUGUAUGCUAGCCUGUGGGCCUUGUUUCCUCUGCUGGGCUGGGGCAGCUACGGGCCAGAGCCGUUUGGACUUGCCUGCUCCAUAGACUGGACCGGCUAUGGGGAGUCCAUAAACCACUCCACCUUCAUUAUGACUCUGUCUGUACUCUGUACAUUCCUCCCCUGUCUGGUCAUCCUCUUCACCUACUUUGGUAUUGCCUGGAAGCUGCACAGGGCAUACCAGUCGAUCAAGAGCAAUGAUUUUCAUUAUGGAAACAUGGAGAAGAAAAUCACUCUCAUGGCUGUGAUGAUCAGCUCAGGCUUCCUUGUUGCAUGGACCCCCUACGUGGCUGUCAGCUUCUGGAGCAUGUUCCACUCGCGGGAGCACGGCCACAUGACGCCAUUUGUCACCCUGUUGCCGUGCCUCUUCGCUAAGAGCUCCACCGUGUACAACCCCUUCAUAUACUUCAUCUUCCAGCGUACCUCCCAGCACAAGCUGCUGCGCCUCCAGAGACUGAUGUUUUGUUGUUCUCAUCAGGCCAGUUCAACUGGUGAAGGAGGGAAGCUGGAGGGCAAAAUGCUCAGAGGCUCCGACUGCGCCGUUUUUAGAACUGGGACUGAUGAAACCUGUGUGGGUCUAAUGGGAGCUCCGAGCAGUCAGUCUGGGCAUGAGAUGAUGACGUUGGGCUAA